Lithohypha guttulata is the source of this 276-nucleotide messenger RNA. RefSeq lists its product as uncharacterized. NCBI's taxonomy places the organism in Eukaryota, Fungi, Ascomycota, Eurotiomycetes, Chaetothyriales, Trichomeriaceae. The transcript is spliced from 2 exons. Bases 1 to 276 code for a protein of 91 amino acids. The record is from RefSeq and is a predicted model, not a curated record.
AUGUCGAGCACAGAUGAAGCUGUCAAUACUGCCCAGUCUCGAGCUCAGGAAGCUCUUGAUGACAACCACUCAGACAAGGCUGAGGGCGAUCUUACGGCGUCGACACAGAAAGUAUCAAACGAACAUGCGUCGAAGCAUGGCGAUGCUAGUGGGAUGACGCAAGCAUCUGACGAACACCACAACGCCAGCAGUGCGGCAGAGGACAAAGGCUCUCAGGCCAAGAAGGACCAGAUACAGGGUCUCCAGCAAUUCGACAUGAAGAACCAGUAUUUUUGA